CCACUUCCUCGCGCUCCCGUUCACAAUGCCAUAUUGAAGCGAGCCUACGCCUCGCGGUACUUGUCGUUGAAUCAUAGCGUGGCAGCGAGUACUCGCCAAGUCCUUCGAAGCAAUGGAAGAACUCCAGACCCAACACAGGAAAGAGCUGCGCGACCUUCAAAGUCGCAUCACGCAGAAGAAAAAGCAGGCAAGCAAGAAGACGCGCAAAGGCAUCAACGACGAAUGCGAUCGCCUCGAAGCGGAAACUAAGGAGCGACAUCAAGCAGAAAUCGCGGCGCUGAACGGACAAGACGCGGGAAACGAGGCAUUACCGAUCGAGCAGCUGGACGAGCUCACAUUGAAAGUUGACCACGCAGAAGAGGACGAGAGUACCAGUGGUACAGCGCAUGAUUCGGAGCGAACGCAUGCACAAACUACGCCAAACCCAGAAGAGGUGGAGUCAACAGCCGGCGGAAAGAAGCCCAGCCGCCAAAAGGCCCGCCUUGCGAGACGUGCUGCCGAACAAGAAGAGAUAGCGCGACAAGCUGCGGAGGAAGCAAAGAAUCUUCCGGACAUGAAAGAGCAAGAACGGUCACGCAUGAAAGACGCCUUGAAACAGCAUGGUCUGGUCGAGAAGGAGAUUCGUGCAGAUGGACACUGCUUAUAUUCGGCGAUUGCUGACCAACUGGAGCAGCUGGAGAUUCCCAUCGGAAGCUCUCCAAACGGCGAAGCUUUAGUCGGGUACAAACUUGUGCGGGCGAAGGCAGCAGAGUAUAUCCAGCAACAUGAGGAUGAUUUCGUGCCGUUCCUGGAAGAGCCAUUGCCGGACUAUGUGCACAAGGUCAGAAACACAGGCGAGUGGGGUGGACAGUUGGAGCUGAUGGCACUGGCGAAGACGUACACAGUCGACAUCAACGUCCUGCAGGACUUCGGGCGGGUGGAAAAGAUCGAAGGAGGGAGCGGAGAUGCGGCGGGCAAAAGCGCGUGGCUGGGUUACUACAAGCACGGAUUUGGGCUUGGAGAACACUACAACAGCCUGAGAAAGGCGGCUUGA
Zymoseptoria tritici IPO323 is the source of this 1033-nucleotide messenger RNA. RefSeq lists its product as uncharacterized. Gene Ontology annotation, molecular function: cysteine-type deubiquitinase activity. Gene Ontology annotation, biological process: protein deubiquitination. Bases 113 to 1033 code for a protein of 306 amino acids. The record is from RefSeq and is a predicted model, not a curated record. The transcript has 2 exons. NCBI's taxonomy places the organism in Eukaryota, Fungi, Ascomycota, Dothideomycetes, Mycosphaerellales, Mycosphaerellaceae.